Molecule: messenger RNA, 6487 nt
Organism: Gopherus flavomarginatus (Mexican gopher tortoise)
Lineage: Eukaryota; Metazoa; Chordata; Testudines; Testudinidae
Gene: BBS9
Product: Bardet-Biedl syndrome 9
Exons: 24
Coding region: 655-3327 (890 amino acids)
Biological process (GO): cilium assembly
Cellular component (GO): membrane; BBSome
Source: RefSeq, a predicted model, not a curated record
UCUCCUCGCUUCCAAACUACAUCUCCCGGGAUGCUCCGGGGCAGUUUCCCCCGCUUCCGGUCCCCCUCGCUGAGGGGAGGGGUGCGGGGUUGGUUGUUAAAGUGCUAUGACAACGGGCGCAAAGAUGGCUGCCGAGGCUGGCGGAGCGGGGCAGCUGGUACCGCCGGCAGCCUCCCGUUAAGCAGCCGCAGCCACCACCCCUCUCCCUCGUCCAUCCCGCACCCUGUCCCGUUCCGUCCGCGGGGCUGCGAGUGAGGAGGGCUGAGCCAGCUGGUGCCUGCGGUUGCCGCCUGUUGAUCCCCGUCCUUGGGGACCCGCUGAGCCCUAGGGCCGGGCCGGCGGCUUCGCAGGGAUCAGCACCUCUCUGCUCGCGCACACCCUAGUGUAGACGCAUCCUCCGCCGUGGCUGCUGGCCAGUUUCCAGCGCAGGUACUUGCGGGUGCAGAGGCCCCUGCUUGGACGGGUCUGGGUUACAAGCAGUGAACCUGGAACACCUGACCAGAGGACCAAUCAGAAGACAAGAUACUUUCAAAUCUCGGUGGAGGGAAGUCUUUGUUUUCUGUUGUUUGUUUGUCUGUUGUUCUCUCUGGGUUCUGAGAGUGACCAGACGUACCUACAGGCUCUCUAAUUUUCUGUUCAAGUACGUGAAGGAGAAUGUCUUUGUUUAAAGCCCGAGAUUGGUGGUCAACAGCUCUUGGAGAAAAAGAAGAAUUUGAUCAAGGGUGUUUAUGUGUAGCUGACAUUGACAACAGCGGCAGUGGACAAGCUAAAAUAACUGUUGGCAGUUAUAUGGGAUAUCUUCGAAUCUUUAAUCCUCACCCUGUCAAACCUGGAGAUGAAAUGCAAGCUGAAGAUUUGCUCCUUGAAGUGCAACUGCGAGAUCCAAUACUCCAGGUGGAAGUAGGAAAAUUUGUUUCUGGUACUGAACUACUUCAUCUGGCUGUACUGCAUUGCAGAAAACUGUGUGUCUAUGCUGUCUCAGGAACUUUGGGAAAUGUGGAACAUGGGAACCAGUAUCAGAUCAAACUUAUGUAUGAACACAAUCUUCAGCGAACAGCCUGUAAUAUGACUUAUGGACCAUUUGGUGGUGUGAAAGGUCGAGAUUUGAUAUGCAUACAGUCCAUGGAUGGCAUGCUUAUGUUGUUUGAACAGGAAAGCUAUGCUUUUGGUCGAUUUCUACCUGGUUUUCUUCUACCUGGUCCGUUAACUUACAGCUCUCGAACAGAUUCCUUCAUUACAGUCUCUUCCUGUCAACAAGUUGAGAGCUACAAGUACCAAGUGCUGGCAUUUGCAACAGAUGCUGAUGAAAGACAGGAGACAGAGCAGCAAAAACUGAGUUCUGGAAAAAGGCUUGUUAUGGAUUGGGUUUUAAACAUUGGAGAGCAAGCACUGGAUAUAUGUGUUGUGUCCUUUAAUCAGACCUCCUCUGUUUUUGUGCUUGGUGAGAGAAAUUUCUUUUGCCUUAAGGAUAAUGGGCAAAUUCGAUUCAUGAAAAAACUUGAUUGCAGUCCAAGUUGCUUCCUUCCUUAUUGUUCAGUGUCUGAAGGAACAAUAAACACUCUGGUUGGAAACCAUAAUGGCAUGUUGCAUGUUUAUCAGGAUGUGACAUUGAAGUGGGCCACUCAGCUUCCCCAUAUUCCUGUAGCAGUAAAAGUGGGCAAUUUACAAGAUUUGAAAGGUGUUAUAGUUACUCUGAGUGACAGUGGACACUUGCAGUGUUCCUACCUUGGUACCGAUCCUUCUCUGUUCCAGGCUCCUAAGGUUGAAUCUAGGGAAAUAAACUACGAAGAACUUGACAGAGAAAUGAAAGAGCUUCAGAAAAUCAUCAAGGAGUCCACAAAAACACAAGAUAUUUUGCCCAAAUCUGAAAAAGAUUACGAUGAUUUGAGAAUCACGGCAGAAGUUUCACCUGACUUGGAUGUAGUAUCUCAAGCCAUUGACAGUGAGGUGAGAGUGGAGGCAGUUCCUUCAGUCACAGUAAAGAUCACACUACAGAGCAGAUUGGCUGUGCAAAAAACAAAAUUAUCAAUAUGUGUACAACCUCCUUUAGCACUGACCCAUGACCAGUUCAUCUUUGAUGAUAUAGAGUCGUGCAGAUCUAAAGCUGUAGCUCUGUCUGUCUUUCUGAAGGGGAAUUGUCCACCAGCAGAGCUGGAAGGAAAUGCUGUGGCUUCCUAUAGUAUGCCCACAGAUCUCAAUCCUGAAGGAAUACCAAGAGUUGCUCAGUGUAAAUUUAGACUACCCUUGCGGUUAAUUUGCUUUCCAGCUCAACCUUCAAAAACAGCAAACCACAAACUAACUAUUGAUACCAAUAAAUCUCCUGUCAGUCUUGUGAACCUUUUCCCAGACUUUGCUGAUCAGUCUAAUGAAGAUCAGGUAAAUGUUCUGGGAUUCCAGUUCUUAACUGGUUCUAGAAUCACUCUUCUUGCUUCAAAAACCUCACAACGGUAUAGAAUCCAGAGUGAACAAUUAGAAGACCUUUGGCUAAUCACAAAAGAACUCACUUUUCGUCUUGAAGAACAUUUCAAGAAGCAAAAUAGCAAAGACUUCACUUGUACCUUUUCUGGUUCAGUUCCUUUACAAGAAUAUUUUAAACUAAUUGAUCGCCAUUUUGAGCUUCGCUUGAAUGCUGAAAAAUUUGAAGAACUGUUGUCUGAAAGAGCCAUACAAUUUAGAGCUAUUGAACGACGAUUACUAACUCGAUUCAAAGACAAAACACCUGCUCCCCUUCAACAUCUGGACACCUUGUUAGAAGGAACUUACAGACAGAUAAUAGCUCUAGCAGAUGCGGCAGAGGAAAACCAAGCCAAUAUGUUCCAAGCAUUCACAAAGUUGAAAAGUGCCACCCAGCUGGUGAUUAUGCUGAUUAGUCUGUGGCAGAAACUCAGCACUGACCAAGUUGCUAUUCUGGAAGCUACGUUUUUGCCAUUAAUGCAGGAUACCCAAGAGCUGGGUUGGGAAGAAAGCGUGGAUGCUGCUAUCUCUCAUUUGCUGAGAACAUGUCUGUCCAAGAGCUCUAAAGAACAGGUCCUGACUCUCACCAGUCAAUUGAGUAUACCCAAAGAUACUAGCAGGCUGAAGAAACACAUCACCUUGCUCUGUGAUAGAUUGGCCAAAGGUGGUCGCCUAUGUUUAAGUACAGACACAAAUAUUCAGCAAACUAUGGUCAUGCCAGGUGGCUGUACUCCCAUCCCAGAAUCUGACCUGGAGGAAAGGACAGGUGUACAGGAUUCCACAACAAUGUUUACCAACCACAGGCACCUUACAAAGCAGAAAUCCAAAACUGAUUUUCUGCAGGGUGCACUAGAGGAAGCAGAAAAGCCAUGAAAAUCUGAAGAAGAUUCUCAGGAGGAUUUUUCUAUCUGAUGUCAAAAGCAUUUACAAUGCAGCUGUACCAAUCCAUGUUACUCUAGUCUGAAUGGAGCCUUCAGAAGAAGAAGGUCCCACUAAUUGUACAAAAAAGUUUAUUCACAUCAAAUUGAUUAGAUUUCCUUGCCAACUACUUGUCUUAGCAUCCAUUCUGUGGAUAAAGCCUAACCACUUAUGAAACUGUUGUAGCAAAUGUUUAUUAAUCUGCAAUAUCAGCCCGUCAUAAAGAUCCUGUUGCCUGAUCAAAGACUAUUUACACACAGUUAAAAGCAAACUUUGUUUCAUGGUAUGUUUCUUCCUUUGCGAUUACGUUACCAUUUUCUCAUAGUGUCACAGUUUGGACGAAAAAUAGCUAUCUCCUUCCCUCUUCUGCAAACCAAUCACAAUUUUCACACAGGUGAAUUCACCACAAGAAGUAAGGCAGAUAAUCCGCCAAGACUUCUCUAUCCCCCUCCUCCCUGAUUUAUACAUCUGCUCUCAAGAGAUACAGCGUAAAAUAUGGCUAUGUCAAGGGCAAAAUGUCUCCUUCCCUUUUCCUGUUACAUAAGUCAUGUGAAUAAAGUUUACAUUGUAAUUGCCCUAAGCACGCUGACACAUGGAUCUUCUGAUUGUGUUUUUUACUAACACAUUAAGUAUACUGAUACAUAUUAUUCUUAUGAAUCAGUCUGUUCUGGCUAGGGACAAGUUUUUCAGAUGUGACUAGUGAUUAUGAGUGCAUUCAAUUUUGCUAACCCAAAACUGAGACAGUUCAAAGGGGAUCUGAUUUUCAGAAAGUUAGACCCCUUUGAAAAUCAGAUCCUGUUAAAGUGUCUACAAAUAGGAAACCCCAAAAUAGAGGCACCCAAAAUCACCUUUGAAAAUCUUGGCUUAGAUUUUUGAAAUGUUCGGAGCAUAAAUGAAUUGGUGAGAGAGUAACAUGAAUGCAGUGUCAAUGUAAAGAUAUAUGGAAGGGUCUGAAAAUAAUUGAGACCUGGCUCCAAGUGUGGAAGAUAUGCAGCCAACAUCUCCUUCCUUUUGGUUUGGCCUCAUGAUGGAUCAUACAAAAGUACAAUUUCUAGCCCAUUUGGCAGCGUAUAUGAAAUGAAUUGUUGAUCUCAGCUUAUUUCCUAGUGGACAAGUGUACACAUUGCAAAGGCUGUCAUCAAACUUGGCACCUGUGUUGUCUAUCUCAGCAGAGACACCAAAGACUUGGGCUAUAUCUACACUAGCACUUUUGUUGGUAAAACUUUUGUCGGUCAGGGCAUCGGUGCUGUGUUCUGCUCCCACUGGUGGGUGUUCAACCCCCCCUCUGCCCCUGGCCCUGCCCUGACUCCACCUCUUCCAUGAGGCCCUGCCCCGCCCCCAUUCCAACCCCUUCUCCAAAGUCCCCAUCCCAACUCUGCCCCCUACCUAUAUUCCGACUCCUUCCCCAAAUCCCCACCCCAGCCCCACCUCUUCUCCGCCUCCUCCCCUGAGUGCACCACGUUCCUGCUCCUCCCGUUCUCUCCUGGAGCUUGCUACACUGCCAAACAGCUGUUUGGUGGUGGUCGGGUGGGAAGCCCUGGGAGGUAGGCAGAGGAGCGGGGAUGUGGCGCCCUCAGGGGGAGAGGCAGAGUAGGAGGUGAGGCAGGGGGUAGGGGAGCUUGGCUGCUGGUGGGUGCAGAGCGCCCACUAAUUUUUCCCUGUGGAUGCUCCAGCCCCAGAGUACCUCCAGAGUCUGCACCUAUGAGUCAGGGUAUAUUUUUUCACAUCCUUGACUGACAUAAGUUUCACUGGCAAAAGGGCUGGUGUGGCCAGCACUAUGUUGGCGGGAGAGCAUCUCCUGCUAACAUACCUACUGCUGCUCAUUGGGGGUGAUUUAAUUAUGCUGAAUGGAGAGCUCUCUCCCGCCGGCGUAGAGCAGCUACAUAGGAGACCUUACGGCAGCACAGCUGCAGCGGUACAGCUGUGCCACUGAAAAGGCCAUAGUGUAGCCAUAGUCUAAGUCAGCACAGAGAUUCACUGUUCUAACUUCUCACCCAUAGAAGAGAUUCCUCCAGCUCAGCCGUGAAACCUGCUGGCAAUGGGGUGACAAUUGCAAAUUUAUUUUACUACUGUCUGCCAUGUAUCUGUUCCAUGGAUAAAGAGGGAAGUUUAUUCUCCAGGACUUCCAGUCCAGUAACUUUCAUAAGCACGAAAUCUACUAUCAACCCCUUUCCCCCUGGCCCCUCUCCAAAAAUCAUUUCCUCCUUCCUGUACCAAUUGUGCAUUUCCCGUUAGCCUCCCAUGCAGUUCCAUGGUGUUGCUCCAUCAGGAGUAUCAAUAACGUUUAUAUCCCUGCAAUUCUACAGAGUUGUCUUUUUUAGCUGACUUUUUAAAUGGAGCGAAGCAGCCAGGGAGCAGGUGGCCCUGGAUCUGGAGUGAAGCUGCAGGGCUUCCAUCCAGAUGGCCCUGUACCCUGGCAGCUGUCAGGGAGCUGCAGCUCAUGGGGGCCAAAAAUCUCUCUGGGGGAGAAACUCCACCUCUCUGGCCUGGAAAGAUUCCCCCUGCAGGAGUGUUCUUCCCUCUCUGUCCCUCCCACAUGUUUUCCCCCAGGAGAGCAGUAUGUGACCCAUUGUAAGGAGACUCCACUGCUCUGCUAAAAUCCCACAAUAAAAUAAUCUCCCGUAGUCUCCAUACACACCUCAGUGACCAAAGAAAAUCCAUGGGGAACUGGUCAAUUACUUUAGCUAUUAGGCUUAAACUUUAACCACAGAUUUCAAAUCUUCUUCUAUGCUCUCAGUGGCUGCUAGGUAACCUAGAGAACUCAACUGCGAUUACUAUUAAAAAAUCUCUUCGUUGUACCAUAGAAGUGCCACUACACUGUAGAAUCUUGAGCCAAAGAAUCCUGUACUAAUAUACACUAUAUAUGGGAAAGAAAACCAUGGGGCUUUAGUGGGAUAUAUUACACUGUAAUAUCAUUAUUAGAUCUGAUCCAACCACCCAAAACUGCCAUUGAUUUCUUUGGGAAUUAUGGGUAAGCAAUGAGUAGAGGUUCAGGUCAGUUAUGUGAAAUGCUUGUAUUUACAUUGCAUUUAUUUGACAUCAGUGAAACAUGUUUGUGUUGGUGUUGCUCCUAUUUGCCUAUUUUACUCCAUGCUAUGGGAGGAGAAGGCUCUAU